AAAUAAAAAGAAAAAAAGUUUUUCUUUCUCAGACACAGAAAUCGAAUCACUUUCUUUACCUUUGCUUCUCGGCGCCGGUGUAGCAACUGCUCACCGGCGUCGGGAUCUAUCAAUGACCCUGAAUCUCCUUUCCCCUCCUUUAAGCUUUUGGAUCCUCUUACUUGUUUUACUUUUGUGCAACUCCCUACCAAAUCCAAGUUCCUCUUCUUCUAUGGCUUCUCUCCUUAACAAUUUCAAAACCUGCGAGGAAAGAAAAAUGAGACUUCCGGCGAGUCCUUUUCUGACCCAUCCUCCGUUUGCAGCAUCCUAUAUGAAGUGGGGAAGAGAGAACACUUGUGAAACCAGCGGCGCUACCACUGGCAACUCUGAGACUAGCCUCUCGGCAUCUCUCAGAUCCUUUAGAUCUGGUCUCCUAACAUUCUCUUUCGACGAAUCUACUAACCGGACUCCACCGGCUUUAAGGUUUCCACUCCACAUGUGCCUUUAUCGAGAAGAAGUUAUGUCACUGUGGAGGCUGCAACCGACGGCGGCCACUCCGCUGUUGAGGGCGACGACAAACAGCACCAAAACCCUAGCUGCUCCAGUGGUCGCCCUUUUUGGGCUAGGCCCAUUAUCUACUUGUUUGCUCUCUGGCCCAAUUUCAUCGAAGGCCUUUUAUGUGAUAAGUGACCCAUCAAUUUAUUCACUUUGGCCCAGCUUGAAGAAGAACGGCAUUAUGAUCCUGUCUCUAAGGAGCUGUGAUUACCGUUUCCUCUCCAUUCCUUUUACCAUCCUUCUGAUCAGCUUUGAGAUCCUUGAAACCCCCGCUCUUCGUCUCUCUUACCGGUUCCCCUCGAAGUCAACCUCAACAUCUCUUCGUUCCUUGGAUUUAGAUCCCCUCACCAAGUGUUUUACUUGGGUGCAGUUGGACGGGAGCUCUGUUUUGACGUUGGAGCCGAUGAAGACCCUGAUGAAGAGAGCUCAGUCCUUAAAAACGCUAGCUGACUUCAGCCCAUAUCUUCAAAGCUCAAGGUUCACCUAAAGUCUUGAGAUUUGAGCCCAAUACGCUGAAGACACUUGAACUUUUGUUCUUGCGCUUUCUCUUGUCAGCAGAAAAACUACCUUUAACCUCCUCCAUGGAGAACCCUUUUAAAAGCUCCUAUGCAUGUAUUGCAAGAGCCUUCUAUGAUCACUUGUUGGUCGAGGAAUUCGAGAAGCCCGUCUUCAUGGUCGAUUCCGCUAUGGUCCCAAACGAUUCUUCAAGCAUUGCAAACCUCUCAAAGUCAAGCAUUUUCUUGGAAACCUCUUGGAACCUCUAUCUUUAUUUCCUUUGUAUGCUCUUAGUUUUCAGUUGUAUGAACUCCCCUCUUUUGAGGAUUUAAUUUAAUGAAAGCUUUGUUUGUCCAAAAAAAAAAAAAAA
This is a messenger RNA of Capsella rubella, 1399 nucleotides long. RefSeq lists its product as uncharacterized. The transcript has 2 exons. Lineage: Eukaryota; Viridiplantae; Streptophyta; Magnoliopsida; Brassicales; Brassicaceae. The coding region runs from base 113 to 1021 and encodes 302 amino acids. The record is from RefSeq and is a predicted model, not a curated record.